GCGAAAGCCCUGGCGGUGGUGAGUCGGAAGAUUGAAGACCUCGCAACUGUUAAAGAGCAUGGCCAGGCUUUGUGGGGUGCGCCUGAGCGGGGACGCCCGCAAACAGGUAGAUGUCUUCAGGCAAAAUCUCUUCCAGGAGGCCGAGGAAUUCCUCUGCACAUUCUUGCCACAGAAGAUCACGUUCCUGAAUCAGCUGCUGAAAGAGGACUCCUUCAAUGUGACUGACCCGGCUUCCAUUCGGGCUCCACUGGACAUCCCUAUCCCAGACCCCCCACCCAAGGAUGAUGAGAUGGAAACGGAUAAGCCAGAGAAGAAAGAUGUUCCCAAGUGUGGCUUUCUCCCUGGGAAUGAGAAGAUUCUGGCCUUGCUUGCCCUAGUGAAGCCGGAAGUCUGGACUCUCAAAGAGAAAUGCAUUCUGGUAAUCACAUGGAUCCAGCAUCUGAUUCCCAAGAUUGAGGACGGCAAUGACUUUGGGGUGGCCAUCCAGGAGAAAGUGCUGGAGAGGGUGACUGCUGUCAAGACCAAAGUGGAAACCUUCCAGACAACCAUUUCCAAGUACUUCUCAGAACGUGGGGAUGCCGUCGCCAAGGCCUCCAAGGAUACCCAUGUGAUGGACUACCGGGCCCUGGUGCAUGAGCGAGAUGAGGCAGCCUACAGGGAGCUCUCUGCCAUGGUGCUGAACCUGAGGACCUUCUAUGCUGAACUUUAUCAUAUCAUUAGCAGCAACAUGGAGAAAAUUACCAAUCCCAAAGGUGAAGAGAAGCCAUCUAUGUACUGAGCCCAGGGCUAGAAGGGAAUAAACGACCUAUACUCUGGAUGGGUUA
Echinops telfairi (small Madagascar hedgehog) is the source of this 824-nucleotide messenger RNA. It is a transcript of the gene PSME2, whose product is annotated as proteasome activator subunit 2. Gene Ontology annotation, biological process: regulation of G1/S transition of mitotic cell cycle; regulation of proteasomal protein catabolic process; positive regulation of endopeptidase activity. Gene Ontology annotation, cellular component: proteasome activator complex; nucleoplasm; cytoplasm. The transcript has 11 exons. The record is from RefSeq and is a predicted model, not a curated record. Lineage: Eukaryota; Metazoa; Chordata; Mammalia; Afrosoricida; Tenrecidae. The coding region runs from base 59 to 778 and encodes 239 amino acids. Gene Ontology annotation, molecular function: endopeptidase activator activity.